Messenger RNA from Spirodela intermedia, 916 nucleotides. The record is from the annotation of a GenBank genome assembly. Lineage: Eukaryota; Viridiplantae; Streptophyta; Magnoliopsida; Alismatales; Araceae.
AUGAAGGGAAGGGGGGGGGGGGGGGCGGGAAGCAAUACCUUCCUUAUAUGGAGCACUCGUGGCGGCUGGUGGCAGCGUCAACUACCCGUGACUUCUGGGGUCAGCGACCUGGUGGACCUUGCGCGCUUCGGCGCUGGAGAAUUGACCGACUACCCGGGCGUGGGGGAUAGAGGGCUCCCCGUUGGCGAGGGCCGCCACGUUCUCCUGGAGGAACUUUUUCGGGAGCUUCCCGACCACGUUGCCCUCCUCAUUCCCAUUCCGAUCCAAGAAGGCAAAGUGAGGGAUUCCCUCCACACCGAACUCAUCGAGCUCCUGCUCCCACUUGGUGUUGUCCACGUUCAGCAUCACAAAGUUAACCCGGCCCCUGAGAAGAAGAAGAAGAGGUCAAACUUGUUAGCCUACUUGCUGCUUAUACAAUACAAUCCAGUACAAAAAAUGAUGAUAAUAAUAAUAAGCGUUUAUUACAGAAAAAAGAAAAGAAAAGGAUAUGAAAAUAGAACAUAGAUGAGAGAAUGGUAAUCUGUGGGAAACCAACUAGUCAACCCCCUUGGCUUUGAAUGGUGGGAGAAAUCCGUGGAUUUAUUCAGGAAAAAAAGGUCAACAUGAAAAGAAUAAAGGUCAACUGUGAUGAGAAAAUAAUAUUUAUUUCCAUAUUGAUGGUGGCAGCAUUUAAUGAUGAGACCCAUAAUCUUCUGGAAAUGAUGCAGCUUAUCUAGGAGAUCAAAUGGAUUUGCCUCCGGAAUGCAUCUCAAACGGAAUAAAUUCAGUUUUUAAAAGAACCAAACUGAUUUGCGUCCAGGUCAACGGCUUCUGCAUACCAAAAAAAGGAAUGAAUCAAGAACAUUACUUGUAUUGUUCCUCGAUCUUGUAAACAUCGGGGGCCAGCUCACGACAGACUUCACACCAAUCUGCGUAA